AUGAUUAUUGCAUUAAUAUCAGAAUAUUUGGAAACACAUCAAGGUAGAGAUAAAUUUUUGAGAACAUUGUCUUAUAUGGCAAAAUUUGCUACGUUGGGCAUAUCCUCAAAUGAAACAGAAAAGAAAUUAAAAAUAUUUAGCAGUCAAAUGAGUGAAUGCAGAAUGAUUUUAAGAUUAUUAGAUGACAUACCAACCAUUCAUUAUGCAAUGACAUAUGGAUGGGGAAAAGAGGAGCCAGAUCGGUUGAUCAGAUGUGUGGAACUAAUGCAGAUUUUGGUGGAUAUUAUGUUUGGCCCAGUAGAACACACUUUUUGGGCUAGCAAACAUAAAUUGAUUAAAUUUGAUACUGAAGCAUGGAAUAAUGCUUCAACAUGGUUCUGGAUAAUUUCUCUGCAACUGUCAUUAUUAAAAUCUCUGCGAAAAUUAAAACAGUUUAGCAAUUAUAAGACGCACCUUAGUAAAACUAACUGCAAUACGAGAAUUGCCUUGAAGACAGUAAGCAGACAGAGGUGGAAUGAAUUACUAACUUGCAUAAGAUUAGUCUUAGAUAUAAGUUAUGCAGUUAGUUAUCUGCCAUCUGGCACAUUCUGGGGAGGACAGUUAAAAACUUGGCAAGUUGGGGCACUUGGAACAUUGUCUUCCUUGAUUGGUUUGUAUCAAGCUUUAAGUAAACGAGCCAAACACAAAAGUACAUAAUAUCUACAGUUAAGAAUAAGGUGGCAAGAAUUGUUACAAUUAUCAGUAUAGAUAUAUUUUUUUAUUUCUGUUAAUCAAUUUAUAUAAGAAAUUUUGUGUAAUAAAUGUCAAAUUAAAGCAUAAUUAAAAGAAAAUGAAUCUUAAUUGUUUAAUCUUUUUAUGUAAUUUAAAGCAUAAUUUUAUAUAUUAUGAAACAAUACAAUAUUGUUAACAUAAUAAAGAACAAUUUAUUGUUUUUAAUAUAUCAAUUUUGUGUUACAAGGUAUGUUUUAACAAGGAUAUAUGCAGUAGGAAAAAAGCUAAAGCAAUAUAAAUUAUUGAUAUUUCGGAUAAAGCUUACUUGAUUUUAAGCUAAUUAGUAUUUAUAUAUGUUUACUAUUGAUCGAAUCGUUUUUACAUGUUAUUCGAAUGUCAGUAUUUGUAAAUUAUAGAUAUAGGUUCUAUUAUCAAUAAAAGUGAAAGAAUAGGAGGCACUUUCUGUAUGAACAUAAAUAAAAAUAUUUUGCUACCUAGAGCACGAUGUAAUCAUUGCCUCGCGAGUGGUUAAAUCUCUUAAAAGUGUUAAGAAAACUUGACAUUAUGCGUACCAGUAGCAGUCUUGUUUCUUUAAUAAUAGAUCACCCUGUAUCGCGUGGUUAUCAAUGAUUUAAAAAUAAUUUGUGUUUUCCACGUUAGAAUAAAAUCUAUGGAGAUUAUAUUAAAAGGCACGACUUAUUAAAAGUUUGUAAAUAAGAUAAUAUUUCCGAUAAAAGAGCAUCUUUAAAAUUUCUGACGGCUCAUUAUUCAUUAUCUUUUCGCCGUUAAUUCGUUAGUUUUUAGUCUAAGAGUUUUUGUCGUUCAUUAGUUUAGAACCAUUCUUAGGCAUUAGCAAAAACUGAUCUUUUGUUUACUAAAAACUUUAUGAUUACAUUCGAAGCUUUUGUAGAAUAUAUGUAUAUAUAUACAUAUAUUAUUUUGUAUGUUGUAUUAAAGCACUUCAUAGGAGUAUUUUCUUAUGUAUAUAAUAACCAUAUUGUUUGAUAAUUGUAUUUGAUGUAACACGAUAUAUUUUUUUUGUAUAUUUGUUCCACUUCCUUAAACCAGGCGAAAUUUUAAUGACUCAGAAAUGUGAUAAAUUCACCUUCCCUUUAAUAUGUGUUAAGUAAUUCAGUACUAUAGCAGUGUAACUUGCAGUUGAUUAUAUGAAUUUUAAAUUAUUUAAAUCUUAAACUUAUACUUUUAUCUUGGAUCAUUAUUAAUGUAUGAUCAUCAUUAAUAUGUAAUCUAUAAUUAUUUAAAAUAAAGAAUAUAAUAUAUAAA
This is a messenger RNA of Bombus pyrosoma, 1995 nucleotides long. RefSeq names its product peroxisomal membrane protein 11C (gene Pex11c). Lineage: Eukaryota; Metazoa; Arthropoda; Insecta; Hymenoptera; Apidae. The record is from RefSeq and is a predicted model, not a curated record. The coding region runs from base 1 to 696 and encodes 231 amino acids. Gene Ontology annotation, biological process: peroxisome fission. The transcript is spliced from 4 exons. Gene Ontology annotation, cellular component: peroxisomal membrane.